CAACACUACAAAUCUAUUACAUUUAUUGAGGAUAGCCAUGAUAGGUAACUAUACCCACUAGAUGCCUCCAUCUUGAUGGGUUGGUUGUAGAAUGCAAAUUCCUAAUGUGAUCGGUAACUAUGCUAUUGGGGAAAAGAUCGGAGAAGGCAACUAUGCAGAAGUCAAGCUUGCGACACAUUGCCUCCUUAAGCAGAAGGUUGCCCUCAAGAUUAUCAACAAGAGUGCUCUCUCUCAAAAUGAUGUAGAUAAAAUCAACCGUGAGGUUAAAAUUAUGAAGGUGUUGCAUCAUCCGAAUAUUAUACGAUUGUACCAAGUUAUGAGGGACAGUUCAGACAGACUUUACAUGGUUACUGAGUAUGCUUCCGGGGGCGAACUUUACAGUUACCUAGUAAAGUUCCGGUGUAUGGAAGAAAGUCAGGCUAGGAACAUCUUCUCCCAGCUGCUCUCAGCGCUGGAGUUCUGUCAUUCCCGGAAUGUAGUGCAUCGUGACAUCAAGCUGGAGAAUCUGCUGUUGGAUAGCAAUGGGAAUGUGAAACUUGCUGACUUUGGGUUUUCAAACUUCUUCUCCUGGGAUGGUAAGCUUAGUACGUGGUGUGGAAGCCCUAGUUAUGCUGCUCCAGAGAUUUUCGAAGGCAGGGAAUACAUUGGACCUGAAGUUGACAUAUGGAGUGCCGGGGUGGUUCUCUACACGCUUGUGUCCGGCUGUCUCCCGUUUGAUGGGGCAAAUGUACAGGAGCUAAAACAACGCGUUAUCAAAAAGAUAUACAGAAUACACUUCAGAAUUUCAGAAGAGUGCCGGGACAUAAUAAGCAAGAUGAUAGUUUACGAGCCUUCAAAGCGGCAUUCGAUACCUAAACUCAGAGAACACUCGUGGAUGCAGAAAAUCAAACAGCAGAGCCCUAUUGUGAAACCUCAAGGUGCAGACGACAUCAACAAAGUUCGGGAAUACGUCAUAAGGAACCUCAAAGCUAACGGAGUUGAUUGGCAGUCAGUUUUAGAGGCGGCAAAUCAACGCAAGUUCGAUGAUUGGUAUGCGAUGUACUGCAUAUUAGAGGAUCAAUAUUUCAAGGAGGUCAAAACUGCAAGCAACAUUCCCCCAACCCUCCCAUCAGAAACUCGUGCGUUACCAUCAUCUAUAUGGUUUCCCGAGCUGCAGCAGCAAAGUGAAACACUCCGACAAGCUCGAGAUUGGACAUGCCGGGACCUGGCUAAGGUUCCUCUCUCCCUUUCCUCCAAAUCCUCCUUCGGGUCAUCUCAAAUGGAGCCGGCACAGCGGUUGCGGACGAUCAGUGGACAACACGACACGCAGCUAGCACUACAUCAGCAGUACCUGAACUACAGACGCCACUCUCUCGAUAUAUUCACCUUUCAGAACCCUCACAUUCGCAACCACCUCACCUCUUCUAAUUUAUCGACUACAAACGAUUUGCUGCGGACCCCUCUGAACAACUUCACCAGUGAUUUAGCUGCACGCCGCGCAUCAGACAGCAUCGCUUUGCAUUCGAACAGAGUUAUGACUGAACAAUCAAUACCUCCUCCAAGCUUCAUGUUCUAUCAGGAAAUGUGUAAGCCAGAUCACCAAAAGAAGACUGUUGAAGAGCCGGGCGAGAGGUUCCUGUCGAGUAUACCACCCCGUGUUAAGAACCACCUAUCACGUCGGGCAAGUGACGGUCACAUAACAUUCAACAAGACUCCAAACUUGGACUCCUUGCAAGAGCUUCCAGGGCAAGAGCACGAUUCAGAGGAGAUGCUGCCAAUCCCAUCCUCAUUUCAACUGUCACCCCGUCAACAGCCCCGUAGACACUCCUUUGAGCCGAGUAUCUUAUUGCCCCAUAUGGGCUCCAGUGCCAAGAGUGUCACUCUCCAGCAGCAUCUAGAGAGUUUGUACGAACAGGCGCUGUACAAGAAUCAAACUGAGGAGAGUGAGACAUCUUCUGAGUCGGAGACUAUGAACACUGACUACAACUUCCAACAGAGGAAUCUUGGAAGCAGACUUCAAGACCUGCACAUAGAGUCGAAUAACGUGGAACAAUGGCGGCACAAAAACUCUCACUAUAUGAACUGCGUGGAAAACAUGGAGGACAUGCCUAUCGACACCAACAUUGCGGAGGAGGAAGUGAGACUUCCUCGUCAAGUUUCAACCGCUAACAUAAUCUCUGAUCAAUCCGCUCGGGAUAUCUUGAACUUCGUGGAAUCGUACUUCAUGAACGUUUCACCCACGCCGUGCCUCAAUACCGAUGGGUUUGCUAUCCGUGCCAGUUGGACUGAACUAGAAAUCUUCGCCGAGGUAUGCUCGGUGGGUUGCAGGAGCGGAGUACAGCUCCAGCACAUAAGAGGUGACCAUUCUUACUACGCUGAAGUCUCCCGGAAACUCAUAUCCUCUCUCAGUGCCGCCAGGUGACGGCAUCAUCGCAAGAUUGCGUCAAUGUAACGUGACGUCAUAACUUCAAUUCGAGAAAUCAGCGUCAGCAAGGAAGUUGAUGAAGCGAUGUGUACGUGUGAGAGGUCAAGAACUCACUCAGUAAUACGUCAUGACGACGUUGACUGACGUCAGUGUACCGUGGUUUGACGUCAGUUUGUGACGUGGUGUUGUUUAAUAUUUUAGGUAUAGUAUGGGGUUAUAUUACUCUUGACAGUGGAUACUAUCAGCUAGGAUAUAAUUAUUUGAAUCUUCAUUAUCGCUCCGAAAAUGAAUCCAUCACGAUUGCAAUGCUUGACUAAAAUGAACGCCCUAAUCGUUCGAAAUGUCCAUCAUAAAUCUGCAAAAAGAUAUGAAGAUUUGCUUGAACAACUGUUGAUGAUGAUAUUAAGAGGAUUGUUAUUAUUCGAGUUAAAGAGACAUUUUCUAUAGAGUUUACCAUUGGAUGUUUUGAUAUCUCACUAUCACAGGCAGAGGUUGGCUUAUAGAUAGUAAUUCUUAUGAGGGAAGAAACAAAUUUUAAUUUGAUUAUUUAAAGCUCAUCAUGACUAAAAAUUUUAAUUAAAUUCAGGUCUUGAACAGUAUUGAUAUAACGCAAUAUUUUAAACGAGCUCGUCAAAAGAGUAAUUCCAAUACACGGACAUGUUUAUCUCCUGGAUGUAAGACACGGACAUGUUUAUCUCCUGGAUGUAAGACACGGACAUGUUUAAUGUUUUAUCUCCUGGAUGUAAUAUUCGAACGAUCCCUAACCACGGUGUUAUGCCCUACUUUUAGUAUUCAUGGCACAAUUGCUGCACAGCACAGUAUCUGCGCGGUAAAAUUGCUGCACAGCACAGUGUCUGCGCGGUACAAUUGCUGCACAGCACAGUAUAUACGCGGUACAAUUGCUGCACAGCACAGUAUCAGCACGGUACAAUUGCUGCACAGCACAGUAUCUGCGCGGUACAAUUGCUGCACAGCACAGUAUAUACGCGGUACAAUUGCUGCACAGCACAGUAUCAGCACGGUACAAUUGCUGCACAUCACAGUAUCUGCGCAGUAAAAUUGCUGCACAGCACAGUAUCUGCGCGUUACAAUUGCUGCACAGCACAGUAUCAGCACGGUACAAUUGCUGCACAGCACAGUAUCUGCGCGGCACAAUUGCUGCACAGCACAGUAUCUGCGCGGUACAAUUGCUGCACAGCACAGUAUCU
Bolinopsis microptera is the source of this 3612-nucleotide messenger RNA. RefSeq names its product serine/threonine-protein kinase SIK3-like. NCBI's taxonomy places the organism in Eukaryota, Metazoa, Ctenophora, Tentaculata, Lobata, Bolinopsidae. The transcript has 22 exons. The record is from RefSeq and is a predicted model, not a curated record. Bases 92 to 2401 code for a protein of 769 amino acids. Gene Ontology annotation, biological process: protein phosphorylation; intracellular signal transduction. Gene Ontology annotation, molecular function: protein serine/threonine kinase activity; ATP binding. Gene Ontology annotation, cellular component: cytoplasm.